Messenger RNA from Rhododendron vialii, 1545 nucleotides. RefSeq names its product WAT1-related protein At4g19185. Gene Ontology annotation, molecular function: transmembrane transporter activity. Lineage: Eukaryota; Viridiplantae; Streptophyta; Magnoliopsida; Ericales; Ericaceae. The transcript has 7 exons. Gene Ontology annotation, cellular component: plasma membrane. Bases 179 to 1381 code for a protein of 400 amino acids. The record is from RefSeq and is a predicted model, not a curated record.
GGGUUUGUUGGCUUGCGAAUGAAGGAUAUAUAAAAGCUGCCUAACGGACCAACCACUUCAUUUCAUCAACCGUUUCAUCACCACUCAUUUAUUCUAGCCUAUAGUUAUAACUAGCUUCUACUAUUCCUCUAGAGAGAGAAGAGAGGGGAGAGGGAGGGAGGGCUGUGGAGCCACCGUGAUGGCGGCAGCGACAGAAUUUGUCGGAGGUGGAGGAGGAGGAGUCCGAGGAGGAGAAAUAUGGAAAGCACAUACGGCGAUGGCACUCGUACAAGUGUUCAACGGAGGAUACCACGUGAUUACAAAAGUAGCUCUCAACGUUGGCGUAAACCAGUUCGUCUUUUGCGUUUUCCGCGACGUUCUUGCCUUUUCAAUUCUCGCUCCUCUUGCCUAUUUCUGCGAAAGAAGAGUCAGACCACCUAUGACUCGAGGGGUCGUCAUGUCAUUCUUUUUUCUUGGAUUAACUGGGAUAUUCGGGAACCAGCUAUUAUUUCUUCUCGGUCUUGGUUUCACAAAUCCAACUUAUGCCGCUGCUAUUCAACCUGCAAUACCCGUCUUUACAUUCAUAUUAGCUGUAACAAUGGGCACAGAAACGGUGAAUCUUCUCAGGACUGAAGGUCAGGCAAAGAUUGGUGGUACACUCGUAUGUGUGUUUGGUGCCAUAUUGAUGGUUCUAUUUCGAGGUCCAGCCUUGAUUGGGUACAAGGAGUCAGAUUUUGCAGCAAAUAAUGAGAUAAGUGCGAAGGGUCAACCAGAGCCUGCUGGAUGGUUGAUGUCUGGUUUUAUGGAGUUUGGAAUUGACCAAUGGCACCUUGGCGUGUUGUGCUUAAUUGGGAACUGUAUGUGCAUGGCUGCCUAUCUAGCAAUUCAGGCUCCACUUCUUGCAAGGUAUCCUGCCAGCCUAUCAGUGACAGCAUAUUCAUACUUUUUUGGUGCUGUACUUAUGGUAGUGACAGCUUUGUUUACAACCAACGAGUCAACAGACUGGAGUUUGACCAAGUCUGAGAUGUUUGCCGUACUCUAUGCCGGAAUCGUUGCGUCCGCCCUUAACUAUGGACUUUUAACAUGGUCCAACAAGAUUCUGGGACCUGCUUUGGUUGCUCUUUAUAAUCCUCUUCAACCUGCUGCAUCUGCCUUCUUAUCAACAGUUUUCCUUGGAAGCCCUAUUUAUUUGGGAAGCAUUCUAGGGGGAUCAUUUAUCAUUGCGGGGCUUUAUUUGGUCACUUGGGCAUCGUAUAGGGAAAGACAGGCCAUUAUGGCGGUUAUCCCUGGUGUUUCACGGCCGUCUGAUCAGCCACUUCACAGAGACUCUACACUCAACAAGAUUCCUUACCAGAUAGGUCACAUUUUCUCUGGUACCUCUGUUCCGAAGGUCGUGGACUGAGCAAUAUAUAGGAUUUUAAUUUUAUUUCCUCCUGUCAUAAUGUUGUAAGAAAGUCAUGCUUCAAAUUGAUUCAGUAGUGGCUUAAGCUUACAGAAGCCUACACAGAAAUUAUGUUCAAUAGGAAAAUCAUUUACCAUUAAUGUCAUUUUCCUUCUGUUCCAUCA